UUUUCAUGUUUGUUUUGGCAGAUCUGGGGAAUUUUCGUGUUUACGCCAGAUAUUUUGAGGUUAUCGGCUCGAAUGUGAGGUUAAUAAUUUAAUAUAAAAAUAAGUUAGUUAAGCAAGAUUUGUGAUAUUUAUUGCAGCAUUCUAAUUUUUAAGUCUGUUUCAAAAUGAAUGCCUGUUUGUAUGUUUUGUCAUGUUUGUUCAUUAUUUUGAACAGUUUUUCUAAUAGUGGUGCAAUAAAAUCAAUUCAGGAUGAUGAUCUCAUGAACUUAAUCAGAAGCGAAACUUAUGUGGUUGCGUUAUUUUCUGCAAAAAAUUGCGAACUUUGUGAUAAUUUUGAAAACGUUUUGACUAAUCUAAAGGAAGAGUUUUUGAAAUCAUUUGAAGGACCAACUGUUAAAGUUGUUAAUAGCCAAUUAACAAGACUGUAUAGCCCCACAAAGGAGCCGGUUUUAGUGUUUUUUAGACAUGGAAUCCCUUUACUUUAUAAUGAUGUUCCUUCAGAAGAACUGAUACUUCACACAUUCCUCAACAAUAAAGAACCGGUGGUAAAAGAGCUAAAUGAUGAAACUUUUGAACAUUUAACUCAGGCCUCAACUGGGGCUACUACAGGUGAUUGGUUUGUGAUGUUUUAUGCCCCGGACUGUGUUGAUUGUCACCGCCUUCAAGCCCGGUGGGAGACAGUCGGGGCACAAUUAAAAACACGAAUGAAUGUCGCACGGGUCAAUAAAGCCACAGAUGGGGCCGCAACAGCAGCACGAUUUGGAGUUUCCCAAGCCCCAACUUUUAUUCUCUUCAGACAAGGCAAAAUGUACAAAUAUCAAAUCCAAAAGUAUGACAUUGCGUCUUUCACUUCUUUCGCUCAGGAGUGGUACAAAAACGUGACUCCUCUUCGAGUACCCUCACCCAAAACACCGUUUGAUAACAUUGUUGAAAAUAUUGUACUUAAUUUGCAAGAAAGUACGAUGAUUUGGAAAAUAUGUUUAGCGGCGACUUUUGUUGGACUCUUGUUAAUAAUUUUAAUGAAGUGUCGUAAGACUGAAAAACCUCAAAAACCGGCAAGCAAGAAAGGGGAUAAAGACAAAUAAAAAUCCAAUUUUUAACACUAACAUUUUUUAUUAAAAUAAAUUGGUGGCUGAUUUCAUGCUUCAUUUACAAAUUA
This is a messenger RNA of Tribolium madens (black flour beetle), 1159 nucleotides long. Its product is annotated as thioredoxin domain-containing protein. Bases 165 to 1085 code for a protein of 306 amino acids. The transcript is spliced from 7 exons. NCBI's taxonomy places the organism in Eukaryota, Metazoa, Arthropoda, Insecta, Coleoptera, Tenebrionidae. The record is from RefSeq and is a predicted model, not a curated record.